CAUUUUAUAUCUGAUCAAUAAAUAAUCAUACUUACAAAUAAUCAGAGUGUAAAAAACGAUUCAUUGAUGUUCCAUCUUUCUACUGAGAGGAAGUGUUUAUGGAGGCGAAACAGUCACAUACACGCACGCCGGAACACGAGCGAUGAGCCGAGCCCGUUCUAGUAGGGAGUUUACGGUAACCGGAACGGUAAACAAAUAUACGCCGCCAUGCGCAGUGCGUGCUGUACGCGAACGCGUUUCUCCCUCUGUUUUUUACAGGCGUGUUUUCAGUGCAUGUAUAUAAACAUGUAAAUCGAUUCCCUUUUAAACUGACCUGCACUACAUCUCGCUGCAUUGCAAUUCAAUGCAAUGUCAGCUGCAUGCAUGAGGGCUGCUAGAGAGCUGGAUAACCCUAGCUGAUUUGUGUGAGCAUUCAUUGAGAACGUUUCAUUGACAUUAAACAAAAGCUACCAGUAAUUGUAAUGCAUUUCUCUAAAAAAUGCUCCGUGUUUAAGGUGGUGCUCAGUGCACUUCUUAUUGUUGCAUUGUUGCAGCUCUUAUAUCUGUCUUUCCUCUCAAAAUUGCACGGCAAACAGCAGCGAUACAAGUAUUCUGAGCUCUUCGGCUCCAAAAAGACAGCAAACCAAGGAGAGAAGAACCCCAGACGGGAACAUCUCAGAUACUCGUUAUCCACAGGUGGGAUCUUCGAUGGGAGCGGACAGUACCGUGUGUAUAAAAACCUAAUCAAAAGCGACUUCUUGACCAAUCAGAAGCCAGGAGCAGAUCCCAGAUCGCACCACCUGGCUUUGGCCACGCAUACAACUAUCAACAACCUUCACCAUUUGAACGCUUUGUUGGAGCGCUGGCAGAAUCCUCUAUCCAUCGCGAUAUUCGCCAACGGCCAGGAUGUUAAGUUCGCCACAGCGUUCGUUUACGCCCUCAGCAUUUUCUGCCCACAGGUUCAAGCAUUGGUGGAUUUCCAUCUGGUUUGCCUCUCGGGUGAAAUGGCCAGUUUUCCAGACCAGGAUCGAGAGCAUUUCGCCGGUAUGGAGGAGAAGGGCUGCUCCGGCAUCUUCGCCAAGCUCGAAUCCCACCGAGACAGGUAUAAGAACUACGCCAUCGGCAGCAACGUCUCGUACCCCAACAACCUUCUCCGCAACGUGGCCCGCAGCGGCACGGACGCUGCCUACAUCCUGGUCAUCGAUAUCGACAUGAUACCCAGUGCCAAUCUGCACCACCAGUUCGUGACCAUGCUGAUGAGGCAUGAACCAGCCGCGGACGAGGUCCUCGUGCUUCCUGCGUUCGAGAUCAGACACACUCGUAAGAUGCCUGCGACCAAGUCGGAGCUGGUGCAGCUCUAUCAGGUGGGUGAGGUGCGGCCGUUCUACGAUGAGCUUUGCCCUCGCUGUCAAGCUCCCACUAACUACUCACAGUGGGUCAACCUGGCCAUCAAGAGCUCUGGGCCCCUGGAGGUGGCGUACACCAUCAACUGGGCCGAUCCGUGGGAGCCUUUCUACAUCGGUGCUCGAUCUGUUCCUCUUUAUGAUGAGAGCUUCAGGCAGUACGGCUUCAACCGCAUCAGUCAGGCCUGUGAGCUUCACGUCGCCGGUUACAGGUUCUCUGUGGUGAGCAAUGCGUUUGUGGUGCACAAAGGGUUCAAGGUCCAGGGAGAGUUUCACAGCAGAAAGGACGAGGAGAACCGGAAGAACCGCAUCCUCUUCCGCAGCUUCAAGGAGAGCCUGAAGGCCAAGUAUCCGACCUCACCUCGCCACUGCUGAGAAAACAGAUGCUAAUGAGAGAGAUCACACCGACUCCUGACCAACAUCUGCCAGACUUUAUGUGAUGCACAAAUCUCCACUCGUUUCAAAACAUGAAGAACUGUACUGUCAAAGGAGAUGUACUUGAACGCUCAUUAUUUGAUCUAUAAGCUGAGGACAUGAUCCUUCACGCUUUUAAUGAGAGAAACUAAAUAAAGAUUUUUUAUUUAUAUGUUUUUUUUUUUCGGUACAUUUGUAACUCCUUUGGGUUUUGAGGACAAGAUAUAAAUGUCUUCAAAGUUAACUUAUUUAUUAGAUUUUUUAUGCUACUUUCCAUAUCACUUUUCUGAGGUUUUACUGCAUUUUAAUACAUUUUUUCACUUUUUUCCCCCAAACUGAAGGCAAGACUCCCAUGUGAGACUUUAUUAUCAUACUUUUCUAGUUAAUUGAUUAUGUUAAGAAUUGCAUUUAAUAUUUUUUUUUUUAUAAUAUACAUGUUUUCUGAAAAACUGUGAAGGUUUAAAUAUGUAAUUAAGUAUGCAUACAUUUCCUGAGCAGAAAUGGGUAAAGCCGGAUUCAAAACUGUUUAAUUUGGUUGACGUCAGAGCCAAAUGGGUUUUUACAGAAGAUUUUUACAAAAGUGUUUAGGAAUCAAAUGUAUAAAAUCAGGUGAAUGGUAUUAUAUAAACAAAUCCAUGUAUGUGCUGCUGAAGUAUAGAGAAAAAACCCAUUUUGGGAAAAAGGCAUGUAUUGCAACUGAAAUCUACAGACACAAAUAGACAAAUUGCAAUAAACUCCAAAAGCAUAUUUGCAAUAUUUUAAAAGCAAAUUUUAAGCAUCCAAAAGCAUAUUUGGAUGUUUUCUUCUCACUAGACUGAAACAACAUGUCAUGAAGAGCCAAACAGCCCAAAAUCAGUGCAUGAAAAACUCUGUUUAAGCCUGUAGUGUCUGAGAAACGUUUCUCCCGCUAAGCAGUAGCUGAAUACUGAUGGUUCAUUACAGUACAGUGAGUCUGUACAGUAUAGUUUAUAAGAGAAAGAGUGUGGUGCAGCUGUAUCUCAUGAAGUGACUGUAACGUCACACGUGUUUGAGUUACAGUCGAGACGAGCUCUCGUAAAGACCCACAGAUUAGAUUUAAAGCUAUUAACAUAUUAAGACUUUUAUGCUAAUAAAGACUCUAAAGACGUCUGAUGAUAUUACACAACUGGGGAGUGGUGUCUGAAAAUCAUAUUAGUGUUUUAAUUAUACUGUGGAUUAGGGGUAGAUGACAAUUAAGCAACAUUGGAUUAAUGCAGGUACAGGUUUAUGGUACAAGCAGUGCAUUAUAGUGUUUAACACUGAAUGGGGUUUACUGAUUGCAAGAGUGUUAUUACUUUAAUUUUUUUAACAUUAGUCUCCAUUAAUAAUAUUUUGUUAAUUUUUGUCAAAGGAGUGUUUUGGUUAUUUGUUAGUGUUGUGUAGUAAUGAAAGCAUGAAUGUUGUGACACUGGAAAAAUGCUGUUAAUCCAGAAAACUUGUUGUGAAACUGAAAAAAAGUUUUUUUUAAGUUUUAUAAAAUUGUGAAAUGUGAACAUGUAAUUAUUUGAUUGCACAUGAUUAUGCAACUAACUCCGGAUUAGUUUUUAUUGAAUGGUGAUAUUUUGUGAAUAAUUGCUUGGUUAUUAUAUCAACUUGCUUGUUUUGUAUCUAUCUACAACAUAGUGUUCAUGCAUAUGUGAGUGCUCAACUGGUUGUAUUCUAGGUGCUUGACUGCAAGGAAAACUUAAAUGUGAUUAACAAUGUAAUUGUUUAUAAUUAAGAUAAUUAAAUAGACAUAUAUCAACUUUCAUAAAGGUGGAGAAAACACAACAACCAUUAUUUUUUAUUAUUAUUAUUAUUAUUGUUGUUGUUGUUGUUGUUGUUGUUGUUGACAGGAACAUGCAUCCAGUCAAACUCAGUGGCAUUUAAGCACAAAAAGCAUCUGUCAUUUGGCAGAAAGUAGUGAAAUUAGGCAGAUGCAUUUCAGCAAAAAUAUAGAGUUUGAUUGGAUGCACUGUAUAAUUUCACCAAAGUAUAUGAGAGACAGAACUACAUGGAAGAUUUAUGUAUUGCUGGGUCUAAAUAGUAAUGCAAUAUUUUAUGAAUGUUUGAUUUUAAGUACAAUUUCAUUUAUUUCUGAAGUAAAUUAAACCGUUUAGGUAGCCUACUUUGUUGAUGAAAUCCGGGUGCUAAAGCAAAAAACGGCAACCGCUGUUGUAGAUCAAAGCCAUUAAAAAAGUUGACCGGAAGUCGCGCACAAUCACGUAAUUUUUUUUUAACAAGUCUCAUUGCAUAGACAUAUAGUAUGUGAGUUUAUUAGUCAGUGAAGCCUACACUUCUAAACGUCCGAGUGUCAUUGCAGAAGUGAACCAGUAGGGGGCACGAAGUCUGAGUUUCAUGUUCCAGAUCACCUGUGUGGGAUCAUGUUAGUCGUAUUUUACCCGAAACUCCGUGCACUACAGCGCCUGGAUUAGUGUCUGUGUGUCUGUGUGUCAGAAGGUUUAGCUGCUCUUCACCUCCUCUGAUUAGAUCAGUCUUGAGUCUGGCAGAUCGGCGCGUUUACAACAGUAAACAGUGCUGAGGAGCGCGCAGACAAACCGUUUAUUUCGGUUCUGCUCAGUUGCUCAACGAGAUUGAACUGCCACAGUCUACUAGAUUAUUUUGCCAUCGUCCUUAAUCAUUCAGUUCUUAUCAUAAUAAAGACAUUAACGUUUCUGGAGAGACGAAUUGCGCUGUAGUGAAAUACUGACACCAGCUGACAGGGAGCGUUCUCUCAGAGUUCUUCCGGUAACGCUAACAGAACGUUCCUUUCCCGAAACAUUUAUUUGGAAUGUUCAUAUAAAAAGAAGUUCCGACAACAUUUUAAUAACUUAGCAACAUAUUUUUGUUGGCUGGGAACAAGUGUUUUAAUUUCAUAAAUGACAAUAUUUGUGCUGAUGUCAUAGUUAACAUUUAUUUAUUUAGUUUUAUUCUACAUAAUUUUAUUACCGUAUAAAGCAUCAUUAUGCAGGGAAGACUCAUAUUUUACCUGGAAGCAAA
Molecule: messenger RNA, 4793 nt
Organism: Carassius auratus (goldfish)
Lineage: Eukaryota; Metazoa; Chordata; Actinopteri; Cypriniformes; Cyprinidae
Product: beta-1,4-glucuronyltransferase 1
Exons: 2
Coding region: 462-1757 (431 amino acids)
Biological process (GO): protein O-linked glycosylation via mannose
Cellular component (GO): Golgi apparatus
Molecular function (GO): glucuronosyltransferase activity
Source: RefSeq, a predicted model, not a curated record